Cebus imitator (Panamanian white-faced capuchin) is the source of this 3196-nucleotide messenger RNA. RefSeq names its product chloride channel accessory 4 (gene CLCA4). The record is from RefSeq and is a predicted model, not a curated record. The transcript is spliced from 14 exons. Gene Ontology annotation, biological process: chloride transport. Lineage: Eukaryota; Metazoa; Chordata; Mammalia; Primates; Cebidae. The coding region runs from base 26 to 2794 and encodes 922 amino acids. Gene Ontology annotation, molecular function: intracellularly calcium-gated chloride channel activity.
AGGCAGGAAUAGCUAGAGAGGAACAAUGGGGCUAUUAAGAGGUUUUGUUUUCCUCUUAGUUCCAUACCUGCUGCACAGGUCAAAUAGUUCCUUCAUUAGGCUGAAUAACAAUGGUUUUGAAGAUAUUAUCAUUGUUAUAGAUCCUAGUGUGCCAGAAGAUGAGAAAAUAAUUGAACGAAUACAGGAUAUGUUGACUACAGCUUCUACUUAUCUGUUUGAAGCCACAGAAAAAAGAUUCUUUUUCAAAAAUGUAACUAUAUUAGUCCCUGAGAAUUGGAAGGAAAAUCCUCAGUACAAAAGGCCAAAGUAUGAAAACUAUAAACAUGCUGAUGUUAUAGUUGCACCACCUACAUUCCCAGGUAGAGAUGAACCAUACACCAAGCAGUUCACAGAAUGUGGAGAGAAAGGCGAACAUAUUCAUUUCACCCCUGACUUUCUACUUGGAAAAACACAGAAUGAAUAUGGACCAUCAGGCAGACUGUUUGUCCAUGAGUGGGCUCACCUCCGGUGGGGAGUGUUUGAUGAGUACAAUGAAGAUCAGCCUUUCUACAGCGCUAAGUCAAAAAAAAUUGAAGCAACAAGGUGUUCCACAGGCAUCUCUGGUAUAAAUAGAGUUUAUAAGUGUCAAGGAGGCAGCUGUCUUACUAGAACGUGCAGAGUUGAUUCUACAACAAAACUAUAUGAAAAAGAUUGUCAGUUCUUUCCUGAUAAAGUGCAAACAGAAAAAGCAUCCAUAAUGUUUAUGCAAAGUAUUGAUUCUGUUGUUGAAUUCUGUAAUGAAAAAAACCAUAAUCAAGAAGCUCCAAGCCUACAAAACAUAAAGUGCAAUUUUAGAAGUACAUGGGAGGUGAUCAGCAAUUCUGAGGACUUUAAAAACACCACACCCAUGGUGACAUCACCUCCUCCACCUGUCUUCUCAUUGCUGAAGAUCAGUCAGAGAAUUGUGUGCUUAGUUCUUGAUAAGUCUGGAAGCAUGGUGGGUUAUAACCGCCUGAAUCGAAUGAAUCAAGCAGCAAUACAAUUCCUGCUGCAGACUGUUGAAAAUGGAUCCUGGGUGGGGAUGGUUCACUUUGAUAGUACUGCCACUAUUAUAAAUAAGCUAAUCCAAAUAAUAAGCAGCAAUGAAAGAAAUACACUCUUGGAAAAGUUACCUACAUAUGCUCAGGGAGGAACUUCCAUCUGCUCUGGAAUUAAAUCCGCAUUUCAGGUGAUUAGAGAGCUAUACUCCCAACUCGAUGGAUCUGAAAUAGUGCUGCUGACUGAUGGGGAGGAUAACACUGCAAGUUCUUGUAUUGAUGAAGUAAAACAAAGUGGGGCCAUUGUUCAUUUUAUCGCUUUGGGAAAAGAUGCUGAUGAAGCAGUAAUAGAGAUGAGCAAUAUAACAGGAGGAAGUCAUUUUUAUGCUUCAGAUGAAGCCCAGAACAAUGGCCUCAUUGAUGCUUUUGGGGCCCUUACAUCAGGAAAUGCCGAUAUCUCCCAGAAGUCCCUUCAGCUGGAAAGUAAGGGAUUAACACUGAACAGUAAUGCCUGGAUGAAUGACACUGUCAUAAUUGAUAGCACAGUGGGAAAGGACACAUUCUUUCUCAUCACAUGGGACAAACUGCCUCCCAAUAUUUUUCUCUGGGAUCCCAGUGGAACAAUAAUGGGAAAUUUCACAGUGGAUGCAGCUUCCAAAAUGGCCUAUCUCAGUAUUCCAGGAACUGCAAAGGUGGGCACUUGGGCAUAUAAUAUUCAAGCCAAAGCAAACCCAGAAACAUUAACUGUUACAGUAACUUCUCGAACAGCAAAUUCUUCUGUGCCUCCAAUCACAGUGAAUGCUAAAAUGAAUAAGGACAUAAACAGUUUCCCCAGCCCAAUGAUUGUUUAUGCAGAAAUUCUACAAGGAUAUGUACCUGUUCUUGGAGCCAAUGUGACUGCCUUCAUUGAAUCACAGAGUGGAAAUACAGAAGUUUUGGAACUUUUGGAUAAUGGUGCAGGCGCUGAUUCUUUCAAGAAUGAUGGGGUCUACUCCAGAUAUUUUACAGCAUAUACAGAAAAUGGCAGAUACAGCUUAAAAGUACGGGCUCACGGAGGAACAAACACUGCCAGGCUAAGCUUACGGCAUCCACUGAAUAGAGCUGCAUACAUACCAGGCUGGGUAGUAAACGGGGAAAUUGAAGCAAAUCCACCAAGACCUGAAAAUAAUGAGGAUACUCAGGCCACCUUGGAGAAUUUCAGCCAAACAGCGUCCGGAGGUGCAUUUGUGGUAUCACAAGUCCCAAGCCUUCCCUUGCCUGACCUAUACCCACCAAGUCAAAUCACAGACCUUGAUGCCACACCUCAUGAGGAUGAGAUUGUUCUUACAUGGACAGCACCAGGAGAUGAUUUUGAUGUUGGAAAAGUUCAACAUUAUAUCAUAAGAAUAAGUGGAAAUAUCCUUGAUAUAAGAGACAGUUUUGAUGAUGCUCUUCAAGUGAAUACUACUGAACUGUCACCAAAGGAGGCCAACUCCAAGGAAAUCUUUGCAUUUAAACCAGGAAAUACAUCAGAAGAAAAUGCAACCCACAUAUUUAUUGCCAUUAAAAGUAUAGAUAAAAGCAAUUUGACAUCGAAAGUCUCCAAUAUUGCACAAGUAGCUUUGUUUAUCCCUCAAGCAAAUCCUGAUGAAAAUUAUACUACUCCUACUCCUGACAAAAAUUAUACGACUCCUAUUCCUGAUAAAAAUCAUCAUUCUGGAGUUAAUAUUUCUACCCUGGUAUUGUCUGUGUUUGGGUCUGUUGCAAUUGUUAACAUUAUUUUAAGUACCACCAUUUGAAUCUUAACGAGGGAAAAAUCUACAAGUAGACCUAGAACAGGGUUUUAAAAAGCAAAACAGGAUAAGUAAAAGAUAUUUCUAGAUCUCAAAAUUCAUCCUGUGUGUGAUCAUAAACUCAUAAAAAUAAUUUAAAAUGUCUAAAAUAAUUUUAAAGGAUACUUGGAUUAAAUAAAACAUCCAUGGAUAUGUAAAGAACUGUGUCAAAAUUUAAAUUUAACAAUUUUAUUUAUUUGUUAUUUUAUUUGUAAGAAAUAGAGAUGAACAAAAGCCUUUUUCAUACUGAUUCCUGGUUGUAUAUUAUUUGAUACAACAGUUUUCUGUAAUGAUAUUUCAAAUUUCAUCAAGAAAUGUAAAUUAUCUAUUUGAGUAGCCAAAAUACAAGUAAAGGAAAGCAAAUAAACA